Messenger RNA from Cajanus cajan (pigeon pea), 1627 nucleotides. It is a transcript of the gene RER1, whose product is annotated as reticulata-related 1. Gene Ontology annotation, biological process: plant organ development. Lineage: Eukaryota; Viridiplantae; Streptophyta; Magnoliopsida; Fabales; Fabaceae. The record is from RefSeq and is a predicted model, not a curated record. Gene Ontology annotation, cellular component: chloroplast inner membrane.
AGAGUUCGAAUCUCUCAGGCGACGCUUAAAGAUUUCAUUUUUUUUUAUAAAUAUUAUAACUUGGAAUUUGUCUGUCUGUGACUCUUGAGUCGAUCUAUGUAACUGUUCCAACUCGCAACUCAUUCUUCUUCUCCCUCACUUCUUUCACACCCAACACAACACAAACAUUAACUUAACUUUUGUUCCUCCGUCACACCAACAUGGCAACCUUCACCAUCUCCAACAGCGCCGCCACGUGGCCACUCCCCCAAUUCAACACUUGUCACUUUCCCCACACCCCACCCAUCGUUCUGCACCUCACCAACCGCCCCUUCAGGAUCCACUGCGUUCCCCCGCAAUCCCUAUUGCUACAAACCAAUCACGAUCAACCCGAUUUCGGCGGCGGCGGAGGUGGAGGUGACGGUGGAGCCGGAUAUGGUGGCGGUGACGGGGGUGGAGAAGGAGAUGAAGAAUUCGGACCCUUGUUGAAGUUUGAAGAGGUUUUGAGAGAAUCAGAAGCUCGUGGCGUGAAGUUGCCUCCGGAUAUGGUGGAGGCAGCGAGGACCACUGGCAUUCGGGAAAUGUUUCUUUUUCGUUACUUGGAGUUGCAGGGUUCGUCUUGGCCACUGUCUUUUCUGAUGCAGCAUUGUUCUAUGUUGAGAAAUCGAAUGCUGGCGGACCCUUCUUUUCUAUUCAAAGUUGGAACCGAGAUUGUUAUAGACUCCUGUUGUGCAACGUUUGCAGAGAUGCAGAAGAGGGGCAAGGAUUUUUGGGCUGAAUUUGAGUUGUACGCUGCUGAUCUUCUGGUUGGAGUGGUUGUUGACAUUGCUUUGGUGGGUCUUUUAGCACCCUAUGCUCGAAUUGGCAAGCCUUCUCUGUCUAAAGGUUUGCUUGGACAAAUUCAGCACGCCUGUGCUGCCCUUCCUAGCAGUGUUUUUGAAGCUGAAAGGCCAGGAUGUAAAUUCUCUGUGAUGCAGCGCCUUGCCACAUACUUCUACAAGGGUGCAUUAUAUGGAUCAGUUGGCUUUGGAUGUGGUAUUAUUGGUCAAGGAAUCGCAAAUAUGAUCAUGAAUGCCAAAAGGAGCAUUAACAAAUCUGAAGAUGACAUACCUGUGCCUCCUCUUCUGCAAAGUGCUGCUCUUUGGGGAUUCUUUCUUGCUGUGUCAUCCAACACUCGUUAUCAAAUUAUCAAUGGACUUGAAAGCCUUGUUGAGGCAUCUCCAGUGGCAAAGAGGGUCCCACUUGUUGCAAUGGCAUUCACUGUAGGUGUGAGAUUUGGUAACAACAUCUAUGGUGGCAUGCAGUUCGUAGACUGGGCCAAAUUGAGUGGCGUACAAUGAAUGUUUUCAAUUUCGCCUUUUUGAAAGUUUUAUCCAAAGUUGGCUAGGCUAGGCAAAUUCAUGUCUUGGAGGAAAAAGGUUCUUUCUCACCAAAUCAAGAAGUGAAGCUCUCAUCAUUUUUUCAUCUAUUGGCCAUCCUGAUGUCAUCAAAAUAGAACCAUACCUCUUUUGUUUAGUAACUUAGUUAUGUUAAUAAACCAUACCUCUUUUUCUUUUCUAUAAUCUCAAUUUUAUAUGUAUGGUCAUCCAAUGUUUUGUAACUUAGUUAUGUUAGAUAUGUUCAAGGGAAAUUUUAAGUUUUUUAUGAC